CUUGCGUAGCUGAAGGGAGGCAGGUGUUCCAGAAACCAUCAGAACAGCCCCCACAGGAACCGGAGGAGGACGGUGAGGACUGAAGCUGUGGUGUGGAGAACUGACUCUCGCUGCUCCACACAGGAAUCUACGAUGUCAUCAUGUUUUCUCUUUGAUGUUGGUCAGCACUGAUGAGCACAACACUCUACACAAACUCCUUCUAGUCUGCUGUUGUGGAUGUCGUCAGGUCACUCGUGCAGGUCUCCAUCCGACCUCAGCGAAUUGUUGCUGUAACAAACAGAGCAUGCAGCCCUCGCUAGUCUGCCUUCUCGCUGCUCACGUCGCCAUCUUAACUUUAGGCGAUGAAAGUCUGUCUCCUGCACGUCAGCCUCGGUCACGUGACUGGUCUGGCCAUUUAAAACUCAAGGUAGCUGCUUCCGGUGUGACGUCAUCUUCCUACUGCUUCAUGCACCUGUGCACGUGCACGGACACUGUGGCCGACUGUUCGAGGAAUCAUGGGACACUACUGUUUGUUCCCAAGCUGCCAACAGCAAUCACCUUCCUCAACUUCUCCUACAACGACGUCCAGGCGAUAACAAACGACAACUUUUUUUUGAAUGUUACUUCCAUCACGGGGCUAGAGCUUUCCUUCAACAAGCUCGCCAACAUCAACACGCAGGCCUUUGGCCUUGUAUCGGGCCUCACAGCUCUGUAUCUCCAUGGCAACAAGCUCCAGAAAUUUCCAGACACUUGCAAUGGUGGGGUCUCGAUAUUCCCACGGUUGCAGGUUCUGGAGCUCAGUCAAAACAACAUCCAGAGUCCUUCCGGACUCGAUGUGCUUACCUGAGCUAAAAGAACUGUGGAUCGAAUCCAACAGACUAGAGUACGUGCAGUCGGAUUGUUUCAUUCAUCUCAGGAAGCUGGAGUACAUCGCCAUGAGCGAGAACUUCAAAUGCCGCCUAGCAGCACGCGCCUUCCGCAGCUCCAGCCUCAAGAAACUGUCGCUGGUCUUCAACUUUCUGGAUUUUUCCUCCAGUGCUGUCAGUCCAGACGCUUUUGCCGGAUGUGAACAGCUAGAACAUCUUCUCCUUGGCAGUUACAACAACUUUCGAGGAGUCAGCAGUGACAAAAUGCUCAGUCUGUUUGAUUCCUUGGUCUCGCUGGAAGUUCUGGACAUGACGAACGUGCAGCUGGAAACUGUGCCCGUGGAGAUGUUCCGAAACAUGUCAGCUCUCAGGGAGCUGUAUUGGUCUGAAAACAGACUGAAGUCGCUGCCUGAUGGACUCUUUCCACAGGGGCCGACCUUCACCCCUGACAUGCGCAUGCGCCUGCAGCAUCUCGACCUCAGCGGCAACCCCUUCAGUUGCACGUGCAAAGACCUGUUCUUUGCUAGAUGGUUGGUCAGCGAUCCGAGCUUGUUCGCCAACUCCACCAGGCCGUACGAGUGCGGCAAUGACUACCGCACCAACAUCACUUUCUUCCUUGAGCACGACUGCUGCGCUGCUCCAUCAACAGCGACUCCCACGACCAACGUCGUUCCCGACUGGACGGCCUUCAUCGCCCUGAGUGCUGUUGUGCCGGCAGCUGGUGUUGUCGUCGUGCUAUGGAUGUUUGGUCGCCGUUGGCUUCAUCGGAUGCUGGCGUGGUCACGUGACAGAAGACACUACGAGCCGCUCGCCUCUUCCGAUGCUCUACACUCGUUGCCAGAUUGGAGUGGGAACCACUCAUCUAAAGACAAGACCAUGGUCGCCUCACGACUGACCAUCAUCCUUGGUCUGGUCAUCAUAGCAUCUUCCUCCAGUCGUGCCUCGCAGUCAGCACCAGCAGGGGGGUCGUCUGCUGACUUACAGCAGCUUCCACAGGACCACCAGUCUGGCCGGACGCCUGCAGUCGACUGCUAUGAAGGGAUGUGCUGGUGCACCAGUGAGACAGCGGACUGCUCGGGAAAUUUCGGGAACUUAACAUUCAUCCCGAAGUUCAGCGAAAAUAUCACGUUUCUGAAGUUUUCCCACAAUAAGCUUCAAGAAAUUCCAGAUGAAGAUUUCUUCUCUAAUGUAACAGGACUUCUUCUCCUUGACCUUGGUUUCAACGACCUUCGUAACCUGAGUCACAAUUCAUUCCGGAAGCUGGACAAGCUGCGAUAUUUAUGUAUGAACGCGAACCCACUGGAUUUGGCUGAUGCUCUUCCUGUCUUUGAGAUCCCUUCUCUCCAAGAACUGGAGUUCAAAUUUGGUCGAGUAGGAAAAUUUCCAGACGAUUUCUUUGCCAGUCAUCCACUGCCAGAGCUCCAGACACUCGACCUGACAGACACAUUUCGUGAAGAAACACUGGACAUGGACUUGUUCAGUCCCCUUCCUCGCCUCCAGAGACUAACGCUCUCAUCCAACCACAUCAGGUUAGUCAGGUGUGGAAGGAAUUUCACCUCUUUGACAUACCUGGACCUCAGCAUGAACUACAUUGACCUCUUCCCACGAACAUGUAAAAAUCAAACCUCGCUGUACCCAAACCUCGAAGAACUGAACCUGAAUUACAAUCGUAUUGAGAAUCUCGACAACAAUGUGUGUUUGCCCAGUCUGCGAAUCUUGAAACUGAACUCAAACGUGGUUAGACACUUCGUCUCCGACAUGUUUUCUAUUAAUAGUUUCCCUUGCUUAGAGGUUGUUUCUGUGCAAAAGAUGAAAAGAAGCAUCAGGACGAUAGAAGACUCUGCUUUUGCAAACCCAGUUUUGCGAAGUCUCUCCUUAGCAAACAAUGAAUUGUCCUUCGCGCCAUCACCAUCAGUGAAAAUAUGUUUUCCGGUUGUUCCGCCCUAGUCAAACUGUCAUUAAGCGGUAAUCAGUUUCUGUAGG
Pomacea canaliculata is the source of this 2828-nucleotide messenger RNA. Its product is annotated as toll-like receptor 9. Bases 699 to 2792 code for a protein of 697 amino acids. The record is from RefSeq and is a predicted model, not a curated record. Gene Ontology annotation, molecular function: protein binding. The transcript is spliced from 3 exons. NCBI's taxonomy places the organism in Eukaryota, Metazoa, Mollusca, Gastropoda, Architaenioglossa, Ampullariidae.